This is a messenger RNA of Morchella importuna, 1167 nucleotides long. RefSeq lists its product as uncharacterized. Gene Ontology annotation, biological process: mitochondrial outer membrane translocase complex assembly; establishment of mitochondrion localization; phospholipid transport. Gene Ontology annotation, cellular component: SAM complex; ERMES complex. Lineage: Eukaryota; Fungi; Ascomycota; Pezizomycetes; Pezizales; Morchellaceae. Bases 1 to 1167 code for a protein of 388 amino acids. The record is from RefSeq and is a predicted model, not a curated record. The transcript is spliced from 5 exons.
AUGCUGCCCUACAUGGACUACAUCCAGAACGCAUUCUACGAGGCCACAGACUGGAACCAGGACAAUUCCUAUGCGCAGCUCACGGCCACAGCUCGCGCGCUGCUCGACUUUCCCACCCCCCGCGGCCUCAAGAUGAACCUCUCCUCCCUCUCAUCCCCCAACUUCGCCACCACCUACGGCUUCGGCAAUGUCGGCGUCGUCGACGGCUCCGUAUCGUACCUCUGGUCGUCGCUCCCGCUCACAAACGUGCAGCGCAGCUGCGACGUCGACCUGCACGCCGUGACGCAGGGAUACCGGCAGCUGCAGGAGCUGCGGCGCCCGGACGACCCGGCAGAUUGGGAGGUGUGGCAGGGCGGGAACAGGAUCGAUGGAAGAAAUACACUGCUGUGUGGGAAGAUGUAUUUACCGGCGUCGCAGCUGGAGGCACUGUAUUUGAGGAGGAUGUCGCCGACGCAGCAGAUUAGACUUACGGCGGUGAGCGACUCGAAGCUCAAGAGUGGUGGGACGAUAAUGGCCAUGCUCCAGCAAGACACCGGCAAGUGGUGUUCAGAGUAUCUCUACAUCACCGACGGUGCUCUCAUCGGCGCCCGCGGGCUCUACAACUUUGGCCGCGACCCCCGCAAAUCAGACCCCCCCACCGCAACCACCGAGUAUGCCGGGCGAUUUAGCAUGGGAGCGGAACUCUACUACGGGAUUCUCAAUAAGAGCGCCGGAAUGUCGACGGGAUUCCGCUACAGCACGCUCCCAACACAUCCCGGUACGCCAUUGACUAUGACCCUAACCCUAAACCCACUCAUGGGACAUCUCUCGGCCACCUACGCCAUCAGAGCCGGAACAUCGGCGGCGUUUUGCAGUAGGUUCGAGUUUAAUAUGUACUCGUAUGAGAGUGACUUGUCGGUAGGGUGUGAGCUGUGGAGACGCCGCUCGAGCGAGAGUAAGGCACCGGGCGGUGAGAAGAAGUCGCUGAGGGAGGAAGAAGAGGAGGAGGAAAUCAAAGAUAAUUUCGCCGGUGUCCUGAAGGCUAGGGUCUCGCAGAGCUUGGGGAUUGGGCUGCUGUGGGAGGGGAGGAUCAAGCAUUUGCUUUUUAGUGUGGGUGCGGGUAUUGAUUUGAGGAGGAGGGAUGCGCCGUUUAGAGCUGUGGGGCUGGAGUUGCAGUACUCGUCGUGA